UGGCAAAAGUAAUUUUGUCUGUAAGUUACUCUCAGCACUAAUCUUGACAUGACUUUUUUUGCCUUGAUGAACAUGAUUUAGUGGAUUAACAGCUGUUCUUACUUCACACUGUCACCGUGCCAUAUAUCAAAAGCCCAGUAAAGUUUUCAGGGGAAACAUUUUAAAGCUUGGCUCAGCAGUGGGCUGCAGUUGGGUGAACAGACGCAAGAGGUGGCAGCCCUGCUCUCUGCUUGUACUCAACUGAAAGGUUCCUUUCUCCAUGCAUCCAGCUUCCUGCUUACUGGAAGAUGUCAGCAGUUGGAAUAGUGUCCUCCUGUUCCUGUCUGCGUCCUAGUGUAUGGCUGCUGAAACCAGGAAUCCAGAAGGCAAGCUCCUUUGGUUUACAUAUGGCAGCCAGGUGUGCUGCCAAGGAUUACUAUGAAGUACUUGUGUUGGGUGGAGGUGCUGGUGGAAUCGCCAUGAGUGCCCGGAUGAAGAGGAAAGUAGGGGCAGAAAACGUGGCUGUUGUUGAGCCAAGUAAGACUCAUUACUAUCAGCCACUGUGGACCCUGGUUGGUGGUGGUGCAAAGCAGCUGGCAACUUCUGCACGUCCAACAGAAAGUGUAAUGCCGGCAGGUGUUGAGUGGAUCCAGUCUCGAGUUACAGCAUUAGAUCCAGAUAAGAACUGUGUCUAUGUGGAGAAUGGCAGCAAGAUAUCUUAUAAGUACCUGAUAAUUGCCCUUGGGAUUAGUCUGCAUUAUGAAAAGAUCAAAGGCUUGCCUGAAGGUUUUCAUCACCCUAAAAUAGGUUCCAAUUAUUCAGUACGUACAGUAGAGAAAACGUGGAAAGCUGUACAAGAUUUUAAGGAGGGAAAUGCUAUCUUCACUUUUCCAAACACUCCAGUGAAGUGUGCAGGGGCUCCUCAGAAGAUCAUGUAUUUAUCAGAGGCCUACUGGAGGAAAACAGGAAAACGGUCCAAAGCCAACAUAAUGUUCAACACUUCACUUGGUGCCAUUUUUGGUGUUAAGAAGUAUGCUGAUGCAUUGCUUGAAAUAAUAAAGGAGAGGGAUAUCACUGUUAACUAUAAGCGCAAUCUCAUAGAAGUUCGAGCAGACAAGCAGGAAGCUGUGUUUGAAAAUCUGGACAAGCCUGGAGUGACUGAAGUUCAUCAGUAUGAAAUGCUUCAUGUCACACCCCCCAUGGGGCCACCUGAUGUCCUCGUCAACAGUUGUGUCUCGGAUGAAAUUGGCUGGGUGGAUGUAGAUAAGGAAACUCUACAACAUAAAAAGUACCCUAAUGUGUUUGGCAUUGGAGACUGCACCAACCUUCCAACUUCCAAAACUGCUGCAGCCGUAGCUGCCCAGUCUGGAGUGCUUGAGAGAACUAUUUCCCUGGUAAUGAAGAACCAGUCACCAACUAAAAAGUAUGAUGGAUAUACUUCCUGCCCGCUAGUAACAGGCUACAACAAGGUGAUUCUAGCAGAAUUUGACUACAACGCUCAGCCACUGGAGACCUUUCCCCUUGACCAGAGUAAGGAGAGAGUAACCAUGUACCAUAUGAAAGCUGAUAUGAUGCCUUUUCUCUAUUGGAAUGCACUACUCAAGGGAUACUGGGGAGGACCAGCUCCUAUCAGGAAGCUUAUGCACCUGGGCUUGAAGUAACUGCUGCCUGGUCAGUCCUUGUUGAAGGGCUGUUCUAACAGUGGAUCAGUACACAGCUUCCCUCUUGGGCCACCUAGUAGUGGUUUGUUUUCUUAAAUCAAGUGUUUGUCCUAAAGUCACUUCUUCCCUUACUAGGGGUUAAGCCUUCAUAUCCUUUCACUGCUUUUCUAAAUAAACCAAGGCCUUAAACUACUUCUCUACACAGACAGGAGUAUGAACUUGCCUCAAGCUACUGAACACUACUGGAAUUGUCUGGGGACAUCAGUAAUUUUAAAGCUGUUGUAUAUCUUAGAUCUUUUCCAACCUUAAAAUGUAUUGUCUGCAUUCAAGAUCACUGUGUGC
Neopsephotus bourkii (Bourke's parrot) is the source of this 1982-nucleotide messenger RNA. RefSeq names its product sulfide quinone oxidoreductase (gene SQOR). Gene Ontology annotation, cellular component: mitochondrion. The record is from RefSeq and is a predicted model, not a curated record. The transcript has 10 exons. Gene Ontology annotation, molecular function: sulfide:quinone oxidoreductase activity; FAD binding. Bases 288 to 1640 code for a protein of 450 amino acids. Lineage: Eukaryota; Metazoa; Chordata; Aves; Psittaciformes; Psittacidae.